Salvia miltiorrhiza (redroot sage) is the source of this 1386-nucleotide messenger RNA. RefSeq lists its product as uncharacterized. Bases 1 to 1386 code for a protein of 461 amino acids. Gene Ontology annotation, molecular function: catalytic activity. The transcript has a single exon. NCBI's taxonomy places the organism in Eukaryota, Viridiplantae, Streptophyta, Magnoliopsida, Lamiales, Lamiaceae. The record is from RefSeq and is a predicted model, not a curated record.
AUGGCCUGGAAUGUCCGUGGGAUGACAGACGAAUCCAAGCGUUUGCUCAAAGAACAUUGUAGUUUUUUUUCUCCUGUUAUCUUGGGUAUUAUUGAACCUAAGAAAGCUCUUCGUAAAAUUCGGCAAAAUUUUUGGAAUUCUUUGAAUUUGGUUCCGGUGCAUCAGAAUUUUCGGGACCCUAGCUGUCCGAAUAUUUGGAUCCUUGCUCAGCCUUCGAUUGUCACCACUGUGAUCUUUUCGUCGUCUCAGGCGGUUAUCGUUGAUUGUAUUUGGCAGAAUCUUUUUUUUCGGGUUGCCAUUGUCCAUGGUGCUAAUGAUCAGAGUCUUAGACGUGAUCUCUGGAGAGAUAUGCUCCAUUUUUCUUCUGGUAAUACAGUUUUUAUUGGGGACUUUAAUGCGGUGAAAGGUGCCCAUGAAAGGAUCAGCUCUGCUUCUCCUGCCAGGAGUUCCUGUAUGGAUUUUUGUUCUUUUAUUGGUGAUACUUGUUUUAUUGAGUCUCCUACUGAUGGGUUGCGUUUUACUUGGUCGGGACAUCGGUUUCUUCCUCGUCACGUGGAAUCCAUUCUUGAUAGAGCUCUUUUCUCUCAGAGUUUUGCUGAUCUUUGGGAUUCUGUGGUCACUUCGGUUCUUCCUCGGAUAACUUCUGACCACUCUCCUCUCGUUUUAAGAUGCAACCGUUUCAGUUACUCUGGCAAACGACAGUUUCGUUUUUUGAACAUGUGGGUUCUUCAUCCUACGUUUCAGGAAAUGGUUCGUACCUCGUGGCAGAAUGCCGUUAGUACUAGUUGUCCGAUUCUACGUGUGAUGCUGGCGCUUAAGCGGCUUCGUACUGAUAUCAAGAGCUGGAAUAAGGAAAUCUUUGGAAACGUGGAUUUGAGAAUUAACGAUUUUCAGCGCCAGUUAGCUAUCACUCAGAGAAAGAUUUCGGAAAUUAGUUACACAGAUGAUUUGUUUGAUGAGGAGGUGGGUUUACAAGCAGAGUUGAAUGUAGCCCUUACUCGGAAGAAUAAUCUCUUGCAGCAGAAGAGCAGGGCUACCUGGUUGCAAGAUGGGGACAGGAAUACUUCAUUUUUUCACGGAUUGACUAAGUUUAAAAAGAGGAAUACGUCGAUCACUCGGUUAACUAUUAAUGGAGUGGAUACCUAUGAUCAAGAGACAAUUGAGCAGCAUAUUGUUGGUCAUUUUUCUGCUUUGUUUACUGAUGAUGGCAGUCCGAACGCGGAUCCGUUGGAGGUGGAGGCUCUCAUUGAUCACACUGUUUCUGAGGAGCAGAAUCAUAUUUUAGUUUGUACUCCUGAUGAGAGUGAGAUUGCUGCAGCCGUUUUUGGUAUGGAUUCCAACAGUGCUCCUGGUCCUGAUGGCUUUUCGGGUAAGUUUUUUUCAUAG